Messenger RNA from Neltuma alba, 2575 nucleotides. RefSeq names its product pentatricopeptide repeat-containing protein At4g19191, mitochondrial. Gene Ontology annotation, cellular component: intracellular membrane-bounded organelle. Bases 267 to 2231 code for a protein of 654 amino acids. The transcript has a single exon. Gene Ontology annotation, molecular function: RNA binding; protein binding. The record is from RefSeq and is a predicted model, not a curated record. Gene Ontology annotation, biological process: RNA modification. Lineage: Eukaryota; Viridiplantae; Streptophyta; Magnoliopsida; Fabales; Fabaceae.
CGCCUCAUACCAAACGGUGUCGUUUCUUUGCUGUAAAUUUUACCUUUUUGCUUUUUCUGCAUUUUAUUUUUAAAUUUUCGUGCUCCAACGGAAACAUUUUUUGGUACAACGAAAGUUUACGUAAGUUAGGUGACAUAAUUGCCAUGUCUGCAUUGGAAAACGGAAUUAUCAUUUCCAACACGUUAACCGGCAAGUUCGACCUCCAUCUAAGAGGGAUUGAGUUACUCUUGUCUUCGUCAAGAUAUUUAUACACACGACAAUGAGAAAUGUUCAGAGUCAGAUUCUCUGUCACUCCACACCUGACUCAUUUCUCAAAUUUCUCUACCAUUGGUCUAUGGAACUCCUACAUAAGGGAAGCUGUGAAUCAAGGCCAUGCGGGGAAGGCUCUUGUUCUUUGCCGUCAGAUGAAGCAAAAUGGUAUCCAACCCAACAAUUCCACUUUCCCUUUCGUCGCCAAAGCCUGUGCCAAACUCUUAGAUAUCAAACAAUCCCAAAUCAUCCAUGCCCUUGUCGCCAAAUCACGGUUUCAAUCAAAUGUAUUUGUGCAAACUGCAAUGGUUGACAUGUACAUUAAAUGCGAUCAACUGGAAGACGCAUAUAAUGUAUUUGUCGAAAUGCCCACAAGGGAUGUCGCUUCUUGGAAUGCUAUAUUACUGGGUUUUGCUCAGGCUGGUUUCCUCGAUCGGGUUUCUUGUCUUCUGCAUCAGAUGAGGAUUUCGGGGACUCAACCGGACUCCGUAACCGCCUUGGCUCUGACUCAUGCCGUUUUGAUUACGAAAGAUCCUAGAUUUGUUGGUUCGAUUCAUUCUUUUGGAAUUCGGAUUGGAACUCUUAUUGAUGUGUCGGUGGCUAACACUUUGAUUGCUGCAUAUGCUAAAUGUGAUGACUUGGUCUCGGCAGAGACAAUGUUCGAUGAAACUGAUGUUGGUCUAAGGUCUGUUGUCUCCUGGAAUUCCAUGAUUGCCGCAUAUUCAAAUUUUGAGAAACAUGACGGGGCUCUAUGUUGUUACAAAGAGAUGCUAGAUGGUGGGUUUUUCCCAGAUAUUAGCACCAUUCUCAAUUUGCUUUCAUCUAUUGUGCAACCCAAAGCACUAUUUCAAGGUAUGCUCAUUCAUUCUCAUGGAGUCCAGCUGGGCUGUGAUUCCGACAUAUGUGUGGUUAACACUCUUAUUUCUAUGUAUUCCAAGUGUGGAGAUAUUCAUUCUGCAAGAUUUUUGUUUGAUGCCAUGUCUUGCAGAACUUGUGUUUCAUGGACUGCUAUGAUCAAUGGGUAUGUUGAAAAAGGAUAUAUGGAUGAAGGAUUGACCUUGUUCAAUAAAAUGGAAGCAACUAGUGAAAAACCUGAUCCGGUUACCGUGCUUGCUUUGAUCUCAGGUUGUGGCCAGACAGGCGCGCUUGAGCUUGGAAAAUGGCUUCACACUUAUUCCAUAUCCAAGGGGUUGAAAGAUGACGUUGUAGUUUGUAAUGCACUGAUUGACAUGUAUGCCAAAUGUGGAAGUAUCAAUAAAGCUCGAGAGCUUUUUUAUAACCUAACUGACAAAACUGUGGUCUCCUGGACAACUAUCAUUACUGCUUGUGCUUUAAAUGGAUAUGUUAAUGAGGCUCUGGGCCUUUUUUCCAUGAUGGUAGAUCUAGGAAUGAGACCAAACCACAUAACAUUUCUUGCCAUUCUUCAAGCUUGUGUACAUGGAGGCUUACUUGAGAAAGGGUUGGAAUGCUUCACUUUGAUGGCUCACAAAUAUGGCAUAUACCCAAGCAUAGAUCACUAUUCAUGUAUGGUUGAUCUUCUCGGUCGUAGAGGACAACUAAAGGAAGCUCUGGAAAUUAUCAAAACUAUGCCUUUUGAACCUGAUGCUGGAAUAUGGAGUGCAUUGCUCAGUGCUUGCAAGCUUCAUCGUAAUAUGGCAAUGGCCAGGUAUGUGUUUGAACGGCUCUGUGAAAUGGAUGCUCAGGGGGCUGUUCCUUAUGUAGAGAUGGCUAAUUCAUAUGCUUCUGCUGGAAUUUGGGAUGGAGUUGCAGCUGUGAGGAGAAAGAUGAAAAAUCUUAAUGUGAAAAAAUCUCCAGGACAAAGCAUUGUUCAAGUGAAUGGAAAAUCUAAUGUGUUCACAGUUGAAGAUAGAGAUCACCCUCAAGCCUUGUACGUAUAUGAUAUGUUAGAUGGUUUGUUGUCGCAUUGUAGACGAAUGAUAUGGACUCAUUCAGAUGAGGUUUCUGAACUUGAAUGGAAUUGAAGCCAUUACAGAAGGACAUCGUACACUGACGUUGAUCGAACACAUGAAUUAUUUGUGGAUAGUGAAUAAACAAGUAAUUAUUCUUUUCCUUGCCUUGCGUAUUUGUCGACAGCACUGACCAAAGAUUGUUGCUUAAGGUUAUUUCUAGUUUGGGAGAAGAGAAAAGGGAAAAUUAUGCAGCCGCUUAGCAUCUUUGGGCUAGCUCCACCCAAGAACCAAAUUUACGUUAAAAAAAAAAAAUUUGUAGUUUAAGAAAGGUACCAAUUAUAAAAUGUAAUAUGAGUUGAUUUUGCGAGUUGGUAGCGGGCAAUGGCAACCUGCAUUCUAUUAACCGGGUAAGCCUG